Cephus cinctus (wheat stem sawfly) is the source of this 1557-nucleotide messenger RNA. RefSeq lists its product as uncharacterized. Lineage: Eukaryota; Metazoa; Arthropoda; Insecta; Hymenoptera; Cephidae. The coding region runs from base 704 to 1033 and encodes 109 amino acids. The record is from RefSeq and is a predicted model, not a curated record. The transcript is spliced from 2 exons.
GGAUACUUUUUGAAAUCUUGUGACUUUGUUAUAUUCUUGACCUUAGACUUUUUUAAAGUAUCGUUGAAAUAACUUGGAUUAAUCUUGAGUAUUUUUUGGUCUUUAUUAUUACUUAAGUCAUUUUUAUGUAUCGUGAAUUUGCACGUUACCCGCUGUGCGUUUUGUCAGGAGAAAUUUUACUACGUGGAAGGUAGCACGAUGUGUCAUGUUAUCGACAAUAGCUUCAUAAUCUAAUUAGGAUCCUACACUUUGUUUAACACCUUUUAAGUAUAAGCCUUGUACUACGCGGUGCAAGGUCUCCCUAUAGGAUAAAUAUUCCUGAAAGGUAUAUCAAGAUCAUUGGAGAUCUAUCCGGAAAGAUUGAUCAUACUCACUGAUUAACAUUCGAACGUCCCGGUCGGCAGAGCCUGAUCUAACAUAAGAAAGCUGGUAUUCGCAUCCUCUGAAUAUCCACGUAGUGCGAAUCUAGACAAUUCAUUCAGUUUACCAGGACGGUUAACGCCUCCUUUGGAGCGUCAUUGAACGAUUAGCAAGAUCCCCUUUGACGUCACUGGCUCGUAUAAAUGCUUGGUGAGAUCUCUUUUGAGGCAUACUCAUCGAUCAGCGUUACAAGGAUCUCUAAAUCCAACGCCGAGACACUUGCUUCUAUCAUAUACAACUGUCAAAUUGAACAGAUACAAAUUUCUCGACUGAAAGAAGAAAAAUGGCUUCUACCGGAAACAUCAGACUGGUUCUCGUCCUUGCAAUUAUAUUCAUGGCUUCCGCUGUGGCUCUGCCUGUUGAGAGGAAAACAAUGCAAGAACGUCCGGUUAUCCUGGUAGAUUUGCCUACCCUAUACCUUGACGCGGAUGAUCAGGCUCACGUUAUCGAGAAACGUAGUGCACCUCUUGCGAACGACCAAGAUGCAUUUGCUGGUGACGAUCUGGAAACUGCUGCUGGAACCAACGUCCUUCGACCUCUCUUCGUUUAUCGUCAACAAGUUGCUUAUCGUCAACGUAUCAGGCAAGGUGGACGUCGUGGCAACCGUUUCUAAGGGCUAAUCCCGACGAAAUAAAAAUCGUUGGUCGAUAAUGAACCUCGAGGCCGAAGACUGAUAACCCCCCGUCGCUGGCGUCGGACCGCUCUCUUGCCACGAGUCGACGACGCCAUACCUGGACUUGGGACGCUGCAUUUGAUCGGUGGAGAAAUAUCUAUCUUGACUAGACUAGAGCUAGUUCGGAAUAGCUUGUUAUACUCCGAUGUUAUAACUGCUGCAGUAUUCUUGAUCUGGAUGAUUGACGACCCCGACGGCGACGGUGGAAGAUCUCCUGCGAUGACCUCCAUCCGUUGGUGGUCGUUUAUAUUCUUAGAUUCUUAUAGAUUUAAGGCACACAAGCUACCCACCAAAGUACGUUACUAUGAAUUACCUGAUGCCAUUGGAAGGUAUCGUUUAGCUAUUUCUAUGAGAUUUCGCAUUUCACUUCAAUAUGUAUAUACCUGUAGAUACUUCUUAAGAAAUAUUGUUAGCACAUUCAUUUACUUGUGAUAAUAAAGCAAACCUGUAAGAUGAAAAGCAAA